This is a messenger RNA of Condylostylus longicornis, 918 nucleotides long. Its product is annotated as trypsin-like. NCBI's taxonomy places the organism in Eukaryota, Metazoa, Arthropoda, Insecta, Diptera, Dolichopodidae. Gene Ontology annotation, biological process: proteolysis. Gene Ontology annotation, molecular function: serine-type endopeptidase activity. The transcript is spliced from 5 exons. The record is from RefSeq and is a predicted model, not a curated record. The coding region runs from base 1 to 918 and encodes 305 amino acids.
AUGGAAUGGGAAAUUAAGAAGCGUUUUAAUAAUUCGGAGUUUACGACUGGUACAAAUACAAACGCAUUAUUUAUAAAAAGCGUUAAAUUGUUGAUUCUAGCCUUAGUAUUACUAUUAAAAUUAGCUAUGCUAAAUUUUAAAAGAUCAUUUGACGUAGAUGCCGCAAAUUAUAUUGAUGAGUUAUUAUCAAAUAAAUCAUUUAUUGACAUUAAGAUAGUAGGGGGUAAAGCAGCGAACAUAAAAAACCACCCCCAUCAGGUUUCUGUUCAAGAGAACGGCUUUGGACAUUUUUGCGGAGGAUCCUUAAUUACACGCAAAUGGGUAUUAACUGCUGCGCAUUGCUUUUACGGCUCCAAAACUCCAAUUUCUAAAUAUUUUAUUAGAGCUGGUUCAACUUUUCAUAAUAAAGGUGGUGUAAUUGGUUUUCCGUUGAAAAUAUAUAUUGCUAAAAAAUAUAAUCCCAGAACUAAUGACUGGGAUAUAAGCCUCAUUAAAUUAAAAAAUCGAUUCUCAAAGAAAUUGACAUCACAAUACCCCAUUCAACGCAUAACCCUUAGGAAAACUUUACCACCCUCAAAAACGUAUUUAACCGUUACAGGAUGGGGAGCGAUGCGCGCCGGAGCUGUUAUGUUACCAACGCAAUUGAGGAAAACUAGAGUUCCUUUAAUUAGCUUUCAAUAUUGCAAUAGAAAAACAAAUAAUGCUGGAAUGAUAACAAAAAGGCAAUUUUGUGCAGGUUUCAAACAAGGUGGCAAAGAUUCAUGUCAAGGUGAUUCUGGCGGACCUAUUACAAUACGUAAUAGACUAGUAGGAAUAGUUUCCUGGGGUCUUGGUUGUGCCUUUAGAAAUUCACCUGGAGUAUACACCAAAUUACCAGCAUUUUUAAAAUAUAUAAAAAAACUUGUGAGAAAUGGGUAA